This is a messenger RNA of Symbiodinium sp. CCMP2456, 687 nucleotides long. The record is from the annotation of a GenBank genome assembly. NCBI's taxonomy places the organism in Eukaryota, Dinophyceae, Suessiales, Symbiodiniaceae.
AUGCAGCGUGCACGGCGUCCAACAGGAAUUGCUGGACUCCUGGUAGUGGCGAUCGUCGCAAGUCGAGGAAUCGGACGCAAUUUCUCCACGCUUUGUUGUCCACAGUGUAGCAGUUCUAGACAUGCCCAUGCAGAGAUGCACGGGACACCGAGCAGGGCUCGCCACUUUCUCCUCCCGCGCCCUUCGGCUGUGUCAGAGGUCACCGCCUCGUGGUCGGAAACGGAGCGCAAGGCUCUGGAGCUCCUGGAGGAGAAGCAGCCGGCCUGGCGACGGAGCUACCUCGGACCCAAGACUGAGGAGGACGUGCAGGAGACCUUUCGCGCCAUCGCGGCCGCUGCUGGCGGUGAGGAGCAAGGCCUUAAAGCCGUGGAGCGAAAUCUCGCACUGAUGGUCUUUUUGCCCAAGCAGAUUGCCGCCUCUGCCGAGGCCUUGUCUGCUGAAUUGGGCCCGGACGUUGCCAAGGAUGUUAUUCGAAAGAACCCUGGGGUUUUGACUGUGCCCCCGGCAAGCAUCAAAGAGAAUGUUGGGGCAAUUGUUCCAUUGGCCAAUGUGGUUGGCUUCUUUGGGGACAAUCCUCUUAUUGCCCAGGGACUCUUCGCCGUCCUUGGAGCUGCUGUUAUCUACGCCGUCGUUGUGGUAGGCGUGAUCAAUCCCCUGAUCAAGGCUUAUCCCGGCAAUCAACCAUGA